AUGGAGGCGUUGCAGGCGUUGCCACGACAUGAACUUCGGCAAGAGCUCCUCAGGUGCUGCCAUUCCAAUGCGUGGGCGGACGCAGUUUUGGGCAGGAUGCCUUUCAAGUCCGAGGAGGAAGCUCGAGAGGCGAUGGAUGAUUGCUGGGCCAAGCUAACGCCAGCCGAUUACUUGGAGGCGGUCGCGGCGCACCCGGCCAUCGGAGACAAGCAGGCGUUGCGGGACAAGUUCGCCCCUUCGAGGUCGGGGUGGGAAGACAAAGAACAAGCCUCAGCAGCAGGGGCGAGCGAGACCGUCUUAGACGAGCUUUCCGAGCUGAACGAGAAAUACCGACGAAAGAAUGGUUUCGUUUUUCUUGUCUGCGCCUCGGGCCUGCCCGCGGACGCAAUUCUGGCCCUCCUGAAGGCGCGCUUGCCUAAUGACAGGGAUACAGAGAUUCGAAACGCAGUCGAAGAGCAACGGAAGAUCACUCAGCUUCGGUUUGCUCGACUCCUCACGGAAAUCUCACCGCCUGCCAUCGCUGGGGGGGCUAGCGAUACAAAUAAAAGGUCAACACCCUCUGGUAGUUCGCGGCUGUAGGAGUAUAAAUUCUCUCUUUUUUUUUCUCAGUUGGCGGGUUUACGAAACACGUUGUUCCCGCCCCCGUACAUUGGCGGGCACGCCACGUCUAUCCACACAAUUUACACGAAUAGGUGUCUUGUACAGGGUGGCGUGGGCUAUGUCUU
Messenger RNA from Ectocarpus siliculosus, 725 nucleotides. The record is from the annotation of a GenBank genome assembly. Lineage: Eukaryota; Phaeophyceae; Ectocarpales; Ectocarpaceae.